Molecule: messenger RNA, 291 nt
Organism: Miscanthus lutarioriparius
Lineage: Eukaryota; Viridiplantae; Streptophyta; Magnoliopsida; Poales; Poaceae
Source: the annotation of a GenBank genome assembly
AUGGCUCCGACAUGGCCCUCGGCAACAUCCACUACCCGCUCUGUGGAGCCCAUGGCCGGGUGCAAGACGGUCCUCAUGAAGCCCGUCGACGGGCAGGAUGGCAAAGUAGACCAACAAGCGGAAAUGUUCAUCAGGAGUUUCCGAGAGAGGACACUGUCGGAGACAGCUCGCUUAGAAGCAGCUACUGCAGGAGCUCGCCCGCCGCCAGAGACGCCGGUGACUAGCACCGCAUAUGGGCAGGAACUGCGCGCAGAUGCCCACGUUAGAGGUGCAGGAUAUCCCAAGAUGUAA